Molecule: messenger RNA, 420 nt
Organism: Protopolystoma xenopodis
Lineage: Eukaryota; Metazoa; Platyhelminthes; Monogenea; Polystomatidea; Polystomatidae
Source: the annotation of a GenBank genome assembly
AUGAAUGACUUGUGCGAAUUCCACAAGACCACUUUUUCAUCUACUAACCGUAUUCUUUUCUAUGCAGGAACCCCGGGUGACCAGGAGUUUAUUCGUUUAAUGGAGUUACUUGAUAGACUUAUUCUGGACUUAGAUGCUGUCGACACACAGGGUGUGGAGGCUCUCCGUAACAGACGUCGGCAGGCUGUGAGAGAAAUCCAGUGUCUCAUUGAGAUGCUUGAUUUUCGAGCUCAGACUUCGUCGGCCCGCAAUUUGGACACUAAUGCUUUAGGUCCUUGCAGUGACUGUGGUGGCUGUAACAACGGCGACAAUGGCAAGGGGAGCAACACAAUUCAUCAGGACGCGUCUACCCAACAAUCAUCCCAGUCAAUGCUAAUCCCCGUUUCAGAAAGGAGUAACACCUCACUUGUUUCGCAAUGA